GCCCCCCGCCCGGCCCAACCCGCAACUCCACCGCGUCAUCCCGGGCUUUUUUUCCUAAGCCACCAGUCGCCACGCGUUGGUAAGCUCGCCAGGCAGUGCGCGGAUCCGACUCUCCGAGACCGACAGGGAGGUAUACCGCUUCGGAAGAUACCUUGUAAGCCGAGCCGACGACCAGAGGAGGAAUGACGUCAUCGUACAGGGUGCGCACAAUCCCGACGCGCACGGUGACCACCGUGCGUCGUCAACUGGUCGAAGAUGACGGCGACUUCUUCGACUUCCCUAAGGCGCGCUCGGGUGGCUCCGAAUUCACCACGGUGCGCCACCGUGUCACGCCAGGUGGCGGCAUCGUCACCACAACGACGACGACCACCACGACGCCCAGGCGCGUCAUCCGCGACGUCAGCCUGGACGGCAUGGAUGCCGACCCGUUCUUCGCGCGCGACGUCUCCAGGCCUUCCCGGACCAAGGACCUCGAGGAGUUCAAGGUGUCCUUCGACAUCGGGCUGCAGUUCAAGCCGGACGACCUGUCGGUGAAGACGCGCAACGGCAUGGUCUUCAUCACGGCCAAGCGCACCGACGGCAACAUCACGCGCGAAUUCGACCGCAAGGUGCCGCUGCCCGACGGCGUUGACCCGCUCACCGUGCGCGCCCUGCUCAGCCCCACGGGCGUGCUGACCAUCAGGUCUCCGCGGAACCUGUCGUCCCGGUACACCUCGAGCAUCUACGAGCGUCACGUGCCCGUCCGCAUGAGCCUCUACUAAAGCACGCGUCGGGGAAGAGCGCCGAGAUUCCGCUGGCAACGCUCAAGGCUAAUUUAGUACACACUUGACUCAUUCGGGAUAAGCAAGCGUCAGUCGAUUGCAGUGACUUGUAUUCCGCGUCGCGGAGAGUACUAGCAAACCUGGCUCGUGCUGGAGGACCUUACGUGCAUCGUAUAGGUCUCAGUUAUCACUCCUACCUGCAGAAAUGGAGGCGCACGUAUGGGAUUGAUGGCAGCUUGUGCUUGAAACCUACAGCGCGGCAGCAAUUACAAAAAAAAAAAAAAAAAAAAAGCAGAGGAGGACCGGAGCAGUUCUAGCUAGCUGUUUGUGGCGUACAAGUGCUAGCUGUCUCUGGUGUUCAUUCUUGUUUCAUCUGUUUUGCGCACUGUAGGCUCCAAGCUGAUAAAAUCACUCGCGAAUUCGUGACUAAGUCUAGGGUUAAACGGGUUCAGGGUCCGUUUUCCUGGACUGCAGAUUCAAAAGACAUUGGUGUUCCGAUCACAGCCAUUCGGAGGCUGUCGGCAAGGAGAAUUAAGUGCCUCUGACAAGAAAUGCUCCUUAAGCUUUGUUUCGAAGGGCUCUGAAUCGAAGCCGCGUCCGCAGAUGUAGCCCUGUUAGUAUCGCGCAUAAGUCAAGCCUUAGUUUCAAUUGCAAUUACGCGAGAACCUUUUGCCUGGCGUAUGGUUGUGGCAAAACAGAAGUGAUAUAGGUGCAGACAGAGUGCGAAUUUUUUAAUUAUGCAUUUGAUGGCACCCGAGUGGAGUAGACAAAAAGGCCGACAAAAUUAUCAUGAAAUCAAGGUCAGCACUGGUGCUAUGUAACCGUGAUACAGAAAUACAUGUUACCGUGUCAAAUCAAAAUGGCAGUGCUCCCAAUCAAUCGCUGACGCUGUCCCUGCUAUUUCCGAACAACUAAAGAAAGCCAGGCUAGAAAUUUUAUUUAAUUCAGUAAGCCUUUGCAAUGAGACGCUACUUGCAGAAUGAAGGCAUAACUGUCUGGGACGUUAUGGCAAACACUGCAAAUCACUUUAAAGCAGGGCACUACUUCACAAGCAACGUUAUGGGCUGUUUAGUGCACUCUGUGAUGUCUCAGAAACGCUAUUUUUGAAUUUUUUGUUCAUAUUAUGGCUAAAGUAAAACAAGUUCUGGUUGUC
Messenger RNA from Dermacentor silvarum, 1914 nucleotides. RefSeq lists its product as uncharacterized. NCBI's taxonomy places the organism in Eukaryota, Metazoa, Arthropoda, Arachnida, Ixodida, Ixodidae. The record is from RefSeq and is a predicted model, not a curated record. Gene Ontology annotation, molecular function: protein folding chaperone. Gene Ontology annotation, biological process: protein refolding; response to heat. The transcript has 3 exons. The coding region runs from base 183 to 761 and encodes 192 amino acids.